CUCCGUGUAGAGAAGACUUUUUGCAGAUGUGUUUCAGCAUGGGUAGUUGAAACAGCGGGACACGAGCUCGCUAACGUAGCUAACGUUAACUCAGUAUCGUAACUUCAAAAAUAUAUACGUGCUUCAAUACCACAAUAUUCCUCGUAAAUGGACAGCUUAAUAGAUUAACCGGAGAGUGGGUAACCUGUACUUGACUUAAACUGAUUUGUGAAUUUAAUUCCAUUUUCCCUUUUUUUGAUCGAGAAGGAAAAAAAUGCCAGUAGCAACUCUAUUGCCUUUCACGGCAACCCCAAGUAGGAAGUCUGCUAGUCCGACCUCCUUCAGACUAACGGAGAAAUUCAUUUUACUUUUAGUUUUCAGCGCUUUUAUCACUCUCUGUUUCGGGGCGAUCUUCUUCUUGCCGGAUUCGUCCAAGCUUCUCAGCGGAGUUUUCUUCCACUCGUCCUCAGUAGAAACCGACACUCGAACAGGUACGGACAGCGAUUCCAGUAUCGCGGUGGGGAAGGACGAGAAGAUUUUGGCCAAGAUUCGCAAAGACCACGAAAGGGCUCUGGUCGAAGCUAAGGACACCCUCCAGAAGCGGGCGGACGAAAUACAGCAAGAUAUCAGGAACGAGAAGGAGAAAGUUGCCAGAGAAGGUUUCGGGAAAGGUGGAAAAGAUGACAGCCUGCCUGUUAUUGACUAUCUGCGUCCACCGGGAGCAACAGGGCAUGAGCCGUCAGAUCCGGAAACCAGGGAGAAAAGGGCAAAAAUAAAGGAGAUGAUGAAGUUCGCCUGGGAGAGUUACAAGCGCUAUGCCUGGGGAUCCAAUGAGCUGCGACCCGUCUCCAAGCAAGGCCACUCCAGCAAUCUGUUCGGCAGCAUCCAGGGUGCGACCAUCGUGGACGCCCUCGACACCCUGUACAUCAUGGAGAUGUACGACGAGUUUGACGCCGCCACGGAGUGGGUGGAGAAGAACCUGGACUUCAAUGUGAACGCAGAGGUCUCCGUCUUUGAAGUGAACAUCCGGUUUGUUGGAGGACUGCUGUCGGCCUACUACCUUUCAGGCAAAGAGGUGUUCAGGAGGAAGGCGGUGGAGCUGGGAGAGAAGCUGCUGCCGGCCUUCAAGACCCCGACAGGGAUCCCCUGGGCGCUCCUGAACCUGAAGAGUGGCAUCGGGAGGAACUGGCCCUGGGCGUCGGGGGGCAGCAGCAUCCUGGCAGAGUAUGGAACCCUCCACCUGGAGUUCAUGCACCUGAGCAAGCUGUCAGGGAAGCCUGUGUUUGCUGAGAAGGUCAUGAAUAUCCGCAAGGUUCUGAAUCGACUGGACAAGCCCCAGGGACUGUACCCCAACUACCUGAACCCCAACAGCGGCCAGUGGGGCCAGCAUCACGUGUCCGUCGGAGGUUUGGGUGACAGCUUUUACGAGUACCUGCUGAAGGCAUGGCUGAUGUCUGACAAGACGGACGAGGAAGGGAAGAAGCUGUAUUAUGAAGCUCUGCAGGCCAUCGAGACGAGCCUGAUCCGGAAGUCGAGCGGGGGCCUGACGUACAUCGCCGAGUGGAAGGGCGGCCUGCUGGAGCACAAGAUGGGCCACCUGACCUGCUUCGCGGGCGGCAUGUUCGCCCUGGGCGCCGAUGGCGCCCCCGACGACAAGACUGGGCACCAGAUGGAGCUGGCGGCGGAGAUCGCACGCACGUGCCACGAGUCCUACGCUCGCACCAAUCUGAAGCUGGGUCCUGAAGCCUUCCGGUUCGACGGCGGAGUGGAGGCCAUUGCCACGCGGCAGAACGAGAAGUAUUUCAUCCUGCGGCCGGAGGUCAUCGAGACCUACAUGUACAUGUGGAGGUUCACCCACGACCCCAAGUACCGGCAGUGGGGCUGGGAGGCCAUGCAGGCCCUGGAGCAGCACUGCAAGGUGGAAGGGGGGUACAGCGGAGUCCGGGACGUCUACGCCUCGCACCCCAGCCACGACGACGUGCAGCAGAGCUUUUUCCUGGCUGAGACGCUCAAAUACCUGUACCUGCUGUUCUCAGAAGAUGACCACCUCCCCUUCGAGCACUGGGUGUUCAACACCGAGGCCCACCCCCUCCCCAUCAUCAGGAAGGACAACACAGACAAGCCCAGCCCCCUGGAGUAGCCGACCCGGAGCCGGAAACCAUAUCCACACAGGAACUCUGCCUUCUUAAGCCCCGCCCCCCUCCUCCUUACAUCAUGCUGUAGUGGGUGGAGCUAGCACGCCCUCUCCUUGUCAUGGGCGUCACUAUUGACCUCCUUCUCCCCUGCUGGGGUGGAGCUGUACUGGAGUGUUCCUUUGCACAGUCGGGUCUUUUCCUCGACUGACCACUGCACCCCCCCCCCCCCCCCC
Messenger RNA from Megalops cyprinoides (Indo-Pacific tarpon), 2347 nucleotides. It is a transcript of the gene man1a1, whose product is annotated as mannosidase, alpha, class 1A, member 1. Gene Ontology annotation, cellular component: endoplasmic reticulum; extracellular exosome; Golgi membrane. NCBI's taxonomy places the organism in Eukaryota, Metazoa, Chordata, Actinopteri, Elopiformes, Megalopidae. The coding region runs from base 254 to 2119 and encodes 621 amino acids. Gene Ontology annotation, molecular function: mannosyl-oligosaccharide 1,2-alpha-mannosidase activity; calcium ion binding. The record is from RefSeq and is a predicted model, not a curated record. Gene Ontology annotation, biological process: N-glycan processing; carbohydrate metabolic process. The transcript has 12 exons.